ACUAUCAUUUCCGGGGUAAAUUUGUAACUUGUAUAGAUAACAUACCUUGUCGUCCUUGAUAACCGGCCCAUACAUGUCAACGGCAGUGUUAAUAGCCGCUGUUGUUGGCGGCGGGGUUCUGCUCCUAAUGCGCCGUCUCUUCCCCCGGCGGAAAGCAGUAAAGCUGCUCCAGUAUCCGACCGACACCAUGCGUGGAAAGACUGUGAUAGUGACUGGGGCUAACAGCGGGAUAGGGAAGGCCUUGGCCGGGGAGCUGCUGAAGCUUCGCGCCCGGGUCAUCAUGGCCUGCCGGGACCUGCGGAGCGCCGAGGACGUAGCCCAGGACCUGAGGAGCCAAGCCGGGCCAGAGCAGGGGGAGGUGGUCAUCAAGCACCUGGACUUGGCUUCCCUCCGAUCUGUCCGGAAUUUUUGUGAGGAAAUCAACAAGGAGGAACCUAAGAUUGAUGUGCUGGUCAACAACGCCGGGAUCUAUCAGUGUCCCUACACGAAGACAGAAGAUGGUUUUGAGAUGCAGUUUGGAGUGAAUCACCUGGGCCACUUCCUCCUCACUCACCUGCUGCUGGACCUCCUGAAGGCCUCGUCUCCCAGCCGCAUUGUCGUCGUUUCCUCCAAACUCUACAAAUACGGCCACAUCAACUUUGACGACUUGAACAGCGAAGGGAACUACGAUAAAGCUUUCUGCUACAGCCAGAGCAAGCUGGCCAACCUGCUGUUCACGCUCAAGCUGGCUCAUCAGCUCGAGGGCACGGCGGUCACGGUCAACGCCCUCACCCCGGGGAUGGUGAGGACCAGGCUGGGCCGCCACGUCCAAAUCCCUCUGCUGGCUAAGCCGCUGUUCCACCUUGCCUCGUUGGUCUUCUUGAAGAGUCCGUUGGAGGGAGCCCAGACGCCGCUCUAUCUGGCGUGUUCCCCCGAGGUGGAGGGGGUGUCGGGGAAGUGCUUCGCUAACUGCGAGGAAGAAGAGUUGAUGGCCAAAGCUACAGACAAACAGGCGGCCAAGAAACUGUGGGACAUAAGCAGGAGGAUGGUUGGACUCGCAGAGUGACCACGGGGCCAGUUCUGAGGACCGGACUGUUAGGGAAUUAAGUGUUCUUGGACGACUUUGUUAAUCCACUUCUGCUUGCAGAAUUCAUUGUGCAAGAGAUGGGUUGUGAAAAAUCCUCUUUUUUCUUUUUUUUGGUCCUCCCUGAGGAUGAAAACUUUAAUGGAAAAACAUGUUGUGCCUCUGAAAUGGGAUAAUUAGCAGACUUUGUGCUACAUUACAGAACUGAUUAGAUCUCAUAUUGUGAUUUUAAUUUUAAGAGGUGCCUGUUCAAGUAAAGUUUUAAAAGAAGUUUUGCCAUAAUUUUUUUCAUCCAGAUAACUCUCACCUCUUUAUUUGUGGGGAAGUUAAAAGCAGGGUUAGGUUUUAUAGUAAUAUCCCAGGCUUUUAACUUCUCACAGAGCAGCUCAAUCUGUCAUCUGAAAAUGGAAAGAACAUAAAAAUUCACAAGAACUGACCAUUCAACUAAGCUGACAAAGAAUCAUUCAGUGAAACAGCCAGGAGGCUUUAAUAAAUCUGGAGGAGCUGCGGAGAUCCGAAGCUUUAAUGGGAGAAUUUUCCAACAGUACAACUGUUAGUUGUGCUCUCCAAAAAUCCAGACUUUUUCACAAAGUGGCACAGAAAAAACUGGGAGAUACAAACCCUGCAUCAUGCUCUGCUCUACUGUGACGGCCUAUCAUAUAUAAUCCAUAUUAAAUACAACAAACAAUCUGGCUCUGGUUUGAUAAAAUGUAGAAAAGAACAUGAAUACUUUAAAAUAACUGCAGCAAACGUUUCAGUGCAAUAAAAGAUUUAAAGAUACCGUCAGUCUAACUAUACAUUGCUGAGGAUAAGAUAUUUUGUUCCUAUAUAACAUGACCUUAUCAAAGUUCGGAAGCAGACGUCAGGAUCAAAGGAACUGGACUCGGUGCGCUCAUGAAAGGCGAGCUGAGCCGAGCUGUCACAUUUACCUCAACGGCGACGUCUCAUUACUGCUUGUGCUCCUCAGAUCCUCAGCUGAGUCUUUGUGUGUGCUCAAGUUGUGCGCAGCUUCACCCCGAUUUUGCACUGCAAAGCAAGAACAAGCUGAAGGUGGCUGUUUGAACUGAUCUCCCCUUAGUGCAUUUUUAAGCUUAAAUGUUUUUCUGCCACGUCUGUUGGAAGGCUGACGCUGCACCGUGGCGCCCUCUUGUGGAUGGAUUCAAACUUUACAAGUAAAUAACUCUUUUUUUUUUUUUGAAUCUCUGCAGGAAGGCCGCCUGAAAGGACAUCCAUCAACAAGAACAAUGAAACUGCUGAACCACAGAAGCGAUUAAUUUACAAGGCUGCUACUUUAAUGAGUUGUUCUUGCCCAAACCAAAUCAGCCCCAUCAGUCGCUAUCACACAAGCCGUUUUAAAGCAGGUUGUUCAGUUGUGAAUAUAAUGUAAAAUUUAGUUCUGGUACAACAGAAUGAAUGUUCCCUUUAAGUGCUAAAUAAAGACCAUUGACGCCAACUAAACA
Poecilia latipinna (sailfin molly) is the source of this 2523-nucleotide messenger RNA. It is a transcript of the gene rdh14b, whose product is annotated as retinol dehydrogenase 14b. The coding region runs from base 74 to 1045 and encodes 323 amino acids. Lineage: Eukaryota; Metazoa; Chordata; Actinopteri; Cyprinodontiformes; Poeciliidae. The transcript is spliced from 2 exons. The record is from RefSeq and is a predicted model, not a curated record.